AUGACCUUAAAUCUUGUUCAACCGAAAAAUAUACUUGUAAUAUUGAAACGGAAGCGACCCGACAAUAUAGAAAAUAACAAGCAAGUGUAUAACAUCCGAUACCUCACUAACAAGACGAUUAAAGAGGAUAUAACUGAGAUGCAACAACUCUUGAAACUCUUGAACGAUAACAAUUAUGUGUCCCGGUAUAAAAUAUGCAAUAAUGGAGUUACGCUUAGAGAUAUUAUUUGGACUCAUCCUGAUUCAAUAAAGUUGUUCAACACGUUUAUGAAGGCACUCAUACUUGAUACAACCUACAAGAUCAAUAAGUAUAGACUUCCAUUAUUUGAGAUAAUUGGUGUUACCUCAACUAACAAGACAUAUUCUGUUGGUUUUGCAUUACUUGAGUGUGAAAAAGAUGAUAAUUUUACUUGA
This is a messenger RNA of Lathyrus sativus (Indian pea), 414 nucleotides long. The record is from the annotation of a GenBank genome assembly. NCBI's taxonomy places the organism in Eukaryota, Viridiplantae, Streptophyta, Magnoliopsida, Fabales, Fabaceae.